CAUUCAUCGAAGACGAAGAAGAGGAAACAGACUCGUACAAAGAAAAUAGAAAUCAAAAAAUUAAUAAUGAGGAGUGAUCCGCUUACGAAAAUCGCAACAAAUUGUUUUCGUUGACGCGACACGCGUGCCGCGAGUAACGGGACAACGCUGCACAGCCAAAAAACGCGGAUGCUCGGAGGCGAAAAACACACAAAGACAGAGCAGUAGGCCCGAAGCAAAACGCAAAGACACGGUAGCAGCAGCAAAGACAAACGCAAAGGCAAAAGCAGCGCAGGGAUUUUGGAGGCUGCAUUAAAAAACAAAAGACAAUAGAGAAAAAUCUUAAAAAUAUCACCUAAAAUCUGCGGUCCCAGGAUGAGCUGCAAGGUGCGGCUUAUGGAGGACGGGUCGCUGGAUGAGGAGCCGCUGACCCUCAAGGAAAUCGCCUACCAGAAGCUGUGCAACAACCUGGACAUCAUAAGCAACCACAGACCAGAUGGCCAGCGCAUCCUCAACGCGGGCAUUGUCCUGCCCAACGAGAUUUGUGACGGUUUCCUGGAGAACUACCAGCGUUUCAAUCGGCCGCUCGACGACAGCGUCAUCCGCCUCUUCGAGGACACUCAGCGCACCUCACUGAAGAUUGUCAAUCUGCGAAACAGUACCCUCAGCAGCGUGGGUUUGGAGACCCUGAUGCGGCACAAGCUUUUCUCUCUGUCCAUGUGGUACUGCGACAUGAUCACCGUGGGAUCGCACCAUUUACUAGCCCACUACGGCGACAGUCUGCGCUCCUUGGAGCUAGGAAUCAGCUCGCAUCUGCUCCAGUAUGCGGAGCCCAAUGAGAAGGAGCCGGUGGACUUUCAGCUCACCUGUCCCCACCUGCGGCGGCUGGUGCUGAACGGCGUGGUUAUGCACCAUCGACUUCAGUUUGCCCAUCUGCACGACCUGGGUCACCUGGACUUGACCUCCUGCGUGCUAGCCAACUUUAGUCUAGAAGCACUGGUGUCCCUGCCGAACCUGCACACCCUCAUCCUGUUUAAUGUGUGGCCCAUAGCCAACCAGCUGCAUGCUAUCUGCUGUCUGAGGCGUCUCUGCACACUGGACAUCUCCAUAUCCAGCUCGGGCAACGGCCAGGGCACCUACGACCUGCCGGACCAAACCUUGGAGAUGCUCAUGGACAACCUGCGCCACCUGACACACCUGGAUAUAUCCGGCACGAAUUUAGCUGGCAACGGCGUGGCCACCAAGGAGUCUACGAGUGCCAGCAGCACACAGCUCAGCACCAAGAUGGAGCAGCAGUUCGCCCUCACCGAUAUACCGGGACUAGCAUCCCGCACCCAAAGGCCCCUGCAGUUCCUCGGCCUUUAUCACACCGCCCACUGGGCCUGCAAGAGGCAUGACAUCCCGGCUCUGGAGGUGGCCGGCGAUGCCAACGAACAGCAGAUACUUACAGCAGCGCGGUAUUAUCAUGACAGACCAGUGCUUUUGACCAGGGUACUCAACGAUCUGUACCAUCUGUUCCGCUUUGAAAACUGCAAGGAUAUACACACGGCCCUGGAUGUUGUGCUCUCUGCGAUGGAUCGGCACCUAAAGUUUAAGCACAUGCAGAUCUCCGGCAGCGCCACUCUGUUCUACAUAGUCAAGGGCAGGGAUCGGUCCAAAUUCGGAACCCUACUCCGCAACCACAUCAUUCGGACCCUGCUCAACGGCAUGGAAAUGCACCUCUCGGACGACACCAUGCUCCGGAAUGGUUACCUCACGCUGACUCAGUUUCAUAUGCCCAUUGAUGUGCUCUUCGAGUACGAGCGUCUUAUUAAGAUCCUGCUGCACGGCGUUUCUAAAACGGAGCAGGAGGGGUUUGUUCAGCGCAUUGCCAUCUACCUGCUGAACACCCUCGCGUGCCAGGUGGACGGGCGGCAGAAGCUCUUCCUGGGAGAGCUGGGGGUAGUGAGUACAAUGCUAACCCUUAUCAAGGACCGCUUGACUCGAUCCGUGUUCGAUGAUGUUAUGGAAGUGGCGUGGUCCACCAUGUGGAACGUAACCGAUGAGACUGCUAUUAAUUGUAAGAGAUUCCUCGAUGGACGCGGCAUGGAGUAUUUCCUCAAGUGUUUACAUACCUUCCCAGACCGAGAGGAGCUGCUUAGGAAUAUGAUGGGCCUGCUCGGCAACGUGGCCGAAGUGAAGUGGCUGCGACCCAAGCUGAUGACCCAAGAGUUCAUAGAGGUAUUCGCCCGACUGCUGGACUCAUUGAGCGACGGCAUCGAGGUGGGUGCUAGUGCGAGCUUGUUUUCGGUGGUGCGCAAUAGGGAGAUACAUCCUAACUAUGCUAACCUGCGCUUCCAGGUCAGCUACAAUGCAGCUGGGGUCUUGGCACACAUCGCCUCCGAUGGAGCCGACGCCUGGACCAUCAAAACGCCCACCCGGGAGCACGUGCUGGAUCGAAUGGUGGCCGCCAUCCAGCGCUGGAACCUCAAGAGCGAGCGGAACAUCAACUACCGCAGCUUUGAGCCAAUCCUCAGCUUGGUGCGCUGCUACGAGACUCCAGAAUGCCAGCACUGGGCUGUGUGGGCCCUAGCGAAUCUAACACAGGUGUACCCUGAGAAAUAUUGCCAGCUGGUGGAACAGGAGAACGGCAUCCAGAUCCUGAACGAGCUGAUCGACCACGAGAGCCCCUACUGCGAGAUCAAGCGCAUCGCCCGCCUUGUGAUUGAGCAGUGCGACUCUGGGUCAGAGCGGAUGAUCGAGGGCUAAGGCUGCAAAGGGCGGGAUGCACGAUAGCCUGAUUUGUUGAUAUGUUUUUUUAGCUUCCAUUGUUUCCCGUUUCAAGGCAAAGUGCAAGUGUUAUGUUGUUCAGGAGAUUCUUCAAUCUCAACUACUCCUUUUCUUUCGUUUUCCUCGAGAGACACCGACAGAUGGAACUUAAGCUAUAUGCUCAAGAGAGAUUUAGAAAGAAGCUCCCUAAGAGAAGCGAACAGGAUAUAUUCAAUAAUAAACAUUAUUUCUAGAAUCUAGAUUAUAUAUAUGUAUGAUUGUAUAUGUAUAUGUAUAUGAUGCAUCACAUGUUGUAAGCAGGCGAUCUAUUAGGCAGUCGGAAGUGUAAAUAUUGUUAAAACCGGGAUAGGAGGAUAAACCAAAAGACAGGAGGAAGGAGUAGGGCUAGCAAUAGAGCUGCAGAUUAAAGAAAACUUAAGAAUUCAA
Messenger RNA from Drosophila bipectinata, 3174 nucleotides. RefSeq names its product protein zer-1 homolog. Gene Ontology annotation, cellular component: Cul2-RING ubiquitin ligase complex. Gene Ontology annotation, molecular function: protein binding. The record is from RefSeq and is a predicted model, not a curated record. NCBI's taxonomy places the organism in Eukaryota, Metazoa, Arthropoda, Insecta, Diptera, Drosophilidae.